GGUGGUAGUGGCAUUUGGAACAUGGCAGACGUCAUUGAUUGUAAUUUUCCUGUUUGGGGUCUUCUACCUAAAAAAGAGACUGGUGUCACUCAAUUUCUUAACAAAUACCCUGAAUAUGACGGUCGAGGAGUCCUCAUUGCAAUUUUCGAUUCAGGGGUGGAUCCUGGGGCUCCUGGUAUGCAGGUAACUUCAGAUGGAAAACCAAAAAUUAUUGAAAGGUAUGACUGCAGUGGAGCUGGGGAUGUAGACACUAGCAAAGUUGUACAAGCACCUGAUGGAUGUAUAUUUGGCAUAACUGGCCGUAAAUUAAAGAUUCCAACCAAUUGGAAAAAUCCUACUGGAGAAUAUCACAUUGGUGUAAAGAAUUUAUAUUCAUUAUACCCAGGAAAAUUAAAAGAAAGAGUUUUAUUAGAACGAAAAAAACGACUGUGGGACAGUUCUCAUAAAACUGCACUUGCAGAAGCAUCUAGAGAACUACAAGAAUUCGAAGCAAAGAAUCCACAGUUAUCAACUUUAGAGGAAAGUCUGAAAAAGGAAGAACUUUGGGCAAGAGUUGAAUUAUUAAAUAACUUCGAGAAAAAAUAUUUUGAUUUAGGACCUACUUAUGACUGUAUUGUUUUUCAUGAUGGUGAGGUUUGGAGGGCAUGUAUCGAUACCUCUGAAGAUGGAGAUCUGGAAAAUGGUGUAUGUUUGGGAGAAUAUACUGUGACAAGGGAAUAUGCACCACUUAUACCAGAAGAUCAAUUAAAUAUUAGUAUUAAUGUUCAUGAUGGUGGAAACAUAUUAGAGAUUGUUAGCUUAAGCUCAAGUCAUGGUACACAUGUAGCAUCAAUUGCAGCAGCAUAUUUCCCUGAUAAUCCAGAAUUAAACGGCGUAGCACCUGGUGCACAAAUCAUUUCACUGACUGUUGGAGAUAGUCGCCUUGGCACAAUGGAAACAGGCACAGCGGUAGUACGAGCGAUAAUACACGUGAUGAAACAUAAAGAGAAAAUACAUGUGAUAAAUAUGAGUUACGGAGAACACGCGCACUGGUCAAAUGCAGGAAGAAUAGGAGAGUUAAUGAAUGAAGUGAUUGAUAAGUAUGGUGUGACAUGGGUAGCAUCUGCUGGUAAUCUUGGACCAGCUUUAUGUACUAUUGGAACACCGCCAGACAUUAGUUCCAACAGUAUCAUUAGUGUAGGAGCUUAUGUUUCUCCUGACAUGAUGGUGGCUGAAUAUUCAUUAAGAGAAAAAUUGCCAGGUAUGCCAUAUACAUGGUCAUCCCGUGGUCCAAUGAUCGAUGGAGGAGUUGGGGUUACUGUGUGUGCUCCAGGAGGAGCUAUAACCAGUGUUCCGAAUUUUACAUUAAGGAAGAGUCAACUUAUGAAUGGUACAAGUAUGGCCAGUCCACAUGUAACUGGUGCUGUUGCUGUACUUGUAUCUGGACUUCUUGCCAAAGGCUGUCCCUAUUCUCCUUACAACAUCAAAAGAGCUCUAGAAAACACAGCUCUUUAUAUACCAAAUUUAGAUCCUUUUGCACAAGGUUCAGGAUUAUUACAAGUUGAGCGUGCAUUUGAUGCUCUUACAACAUACAGUAAUGUUCCUGAAAGGGAUGUAAGAUUUUCUAUUAGCUGUGGUGCAAAUAAUUCCAAAGGAAUUCAUAUGAGGACUGGUAUCAUUGACCGACCAAAAGACUACGCUAUUACUGUUGAACCUGUUUUCUUCAAUACCGAAAAUACUGACCCAGCACUUAAAAUUGCUUUCAAUUUAAAAUUGACUUUGGUAUGCGAUGCACCUUGGGUACAAUUUCCAACACAUCUUGACUUAAUGCACAUGGCGCGCGCAUUUGCAGUCAGAGUGGAUGCCUCGAAUCUGCAAGAAGGUGUUCAUGCAACUAGUGUCAGAGCUUAUGAUGUAACAGACAUUGGAAAAGGACCAGUGUUCCAAAUACCAAUUACUGUAGUGCAACCACAACCACUGCCAAAAACUGCUGUACUUCCAGACAUUUCGUUUACAAACAUUUUGUUUAAACCUAAUACAAUUCGUCGACAUUUUAUUCUUGUCCCAGAAGACGCAACAUGGGCAGUUAUCAGAUUGAGGAGCACGGAAAAGGAUAAAACUGGAAGAUUCGUGGUUCACUCUAUUCAGUUAAAGCCUCGCUUAGCUUGCAAGACUCUUGAAGUUAGCAAAAUGUUAAGUGUUCCUUCUCAGUCUGAAACAGUUCACCCAUUCGCUGUUCAGGGAGGAUUGAUUCUAGAAGUGGUUAUUGCAAAAUAUUGGGCAAACUUAGGUGACAUGUUAAUUGAUUAUUCUAUAGAAUUUCAUGGUAUCCAUAUGAUAAAUGGAAACCUUACAAUGCAGUCAGGGGAUGGAAUAAAUCGUCUGGAAUUACGAAGUUCACUUAGAAAUGAAGAAGUCGUUCCCAGUAUCUCUCUCAAAUCGUCUGUGCAAAUCUUAAAACCUAAUGAUUCAAGAAUCGUCCCCUUGCGGGAACGAGAUAUUAUUCCACCAUCACGACAAAUUUAUGAAUUGCAAUUAUCUUACUCGUUCCAUUCUGCAAAAGCAACGGAAGUAACACCAAACGCUGCAUUGCUCAGCGACUUAUUGUACGAAAGUGAAUAUGAAAGUCAAAUGUGGAUGGUUUAUGAUUGCAACAAACAACUUGUAUGUUGUGGAGAUGCUUAUCCGUCCAAGUACACUAUCCAGAAGUUAGAAAAAGGUGAUUACACUUUGAAGAUGCAUGUAAGGCAUGAAAAGAAAGAUUUGCUGGACAGACUAGUAGACAUGCCACUACUUUUAAGUCAAAAGUUAAGUAAUCCAAUUACUUUGGAUGUGUAUGCCAGUCAAUCACAAGCCAUUAUUGGUGGCAAGAAAAUGGUAGCAGCUUCAAUUCCACCUGGCCAUAUUCUUCCUUUGUACGUUGCUCCUAUGUCCAAUGAAAGCAAAAUUUCCAAGGGUGCUACCUUAGGUAGUUACCUGCAGGGCACAUUGACCUUCUGUAAGGACGAUAUUGGAAAGAGAGUGGACUGUCACUCGUUCAAGUAUAUUUUGUCUGAACCAACCAAAAAGAAUAGUAGUACUGCCAGUAAAGCAGAAAAGGAGAAAACUACCAAAUGGGAUGAAUAUAACGAAGCACUUAGAGACUUAAAAUGCAGUUGGCUUGGAAAGCUUGAACCUGGAGAAUAUGCAAAUUUACUAUAUGGAGAACUCAAGAAUAUCUGUUCGGAUCAUUUACCCGUUCACACUGCCAUGUUAACUUCUUUGGAUUCUCCGGAAGCCAGACAUCACGUGCCACACGAUUGCAUCUCAGAAAGUGCUGUUUCUCUCGCGAAUCAAAUAAUAUCCGUUGCUGACGCAGUGAUUACCAACAUAGAUCAGGAUAAACUGUUGGCAUACUACGGUUUGAAGAAUAAUCAGCGUGCCGAUGCGGCGAAGAUUAAAACGACCAUGGAGAAACAGAAGAGCAGCUUGAUAGAGGCACUAGUGAAAAAAGGAUGUGCACUGGCACGAUUGUACGUACACAAUGUGAAAAAAGGAGAAGGAGAUCGCGCGUCGUACGAACAUUUGUUGGAGAGUGUUACAAAUCAUUGGCAAGAAGUACAGAAAUUCGCUGAACCAACUGACAAUAAGGUCAUUAUACUUUCUCUCUGGCAUGCUCACAUCAAUAAACACUAUGGACGUUACUUGAAAUUACUGAUGCGUUAUAAUGAAGAAAAGCCAAUAAAAGAAAUUGACGAGAAGAUAAUAGAAAUUGCGGAGGAACUGGGAUGGGAAUAUUUGGCGAAUCAUAUUGUCUCAAGUAUACCAACACGUUAUCCUAGUUCAUACAUAUCAUUUUGAUCAAUGGUGUGAUAGGAACAGACUAAGAAGAAUCUGACAUCCUGAUGAGGGGAGAUUAAUUGCGUAAAACUGUUUCCGGUGCAGCUCUGCAAUGACAAAGGCAUUUCUGUCGAGUCAUUCAGAUGUAUAAUACAUUUAGGAAAAUUCAAUUUUGUCGAUAUUCAAGAAAAAAGAAAAAAAAAGUGA
This is a messenger RNA of Dufourea novaeangliae, 4005 nucleotides long. Its product is annotated as tripeptidyl-peptidase 2. Gene Ontology annotation, cellular component: cytosol. The coding region runs from base 22 to 3819 and encodes 1265 amino acids. Lineage: Eukaryota; Metazoa; Arthropoda; Insecta; Hymenoptera; Halictidae. Gene Ontology annotation, molecular function: serine-type endopeptidase activity; tripeptidyl-peptidase activity. The record is from RefSeq and is a predicted model, not a curated record. Gene Ontology annotation, biological process: proteolysis. The transcript is spliced from 18 exons.